Anopheles maculipalpis is the source of this 3707-nucleotide messenger RNA. RefSeq lists its product as uncharacterized. The record is from RefSeq and is a predicted model, not a curated record. Lineage: Eukaryota; Metazoa; Arthropoda; Insecta; Diptera; Culicidae. Gene Ontology annotation, biological process: transmembrane transport. The transcript is spliced from 11 exons. Gene Ontology annotation, molecular function: monocarboxylic acid transmembrane transporter activity. Bases 766 to 3603 code for a protein of 945 amino acids.
AAAACAAAAAAUCGAAAACAAUCCCAAACGCCAUUUUGAAGCUGUCAGAAGAAGGCGAAGAUGUAUCCGAACUAUCCGACGGCACCACUAGGUACAUUGGGUGGAACACAGUGCUUGUACCGUAGCUACCCAAACCUGCCCCAACAGUCGUCAUCGUCGCUGUUCUCGUCGUACCCGUUUGCCGGUCGUCCGAGCACCGGUGUUGCUGCGUUCCCUCAGCAAUCGAUGACACUUCCAUGACACUACAGCUACCGACAGCAGCAUCAGCAACAACAACAACAACAACCACUUCCACUGUCCCACACCUACACAGCACAGACACAACAGUCCCUACCCAAAUUACCCGUCACCGGUACCAGCCCGUAUCAAUCGGCGAAGAAAAACAAUUGCUACUACUGCAACAACAACAUCAACCUUACCUGCACCUGUCUGUCCUCGAGUGCGUUGGGGUACUUCUACUCAACCUCGCAGACACUCCACUCGUCCGCACCGUCAACACUAAACCGUCGCCGAUCCUCCAUCCGCAAUCCGCCGAGUGUAUCGUUUGCCACUGGCAACACUGUUCCACCACAUCAGCCAUUUUCCUACUCCUCGCUGCCACGUUGCCGGGGCAACGCAUCCACACACCACUCCCGCACACCAUCAACCGUUGCCGUCGGUGUGCAGAUACCUUCGCCUCCGACACAAUCCACCCAACCAGUCCCAGCGUCUUCCGGCCCGUCGAAACCUUCCCAACAGCACCAAGAAUCGCAGGUGGAUGAAGAAAUGCUAGGUCUCGUGAGUGACGGAAAACCGCUCGGCAAUGGGGCCGAUGAUCCGCUGCACGACGAUGACGACGAGCUGGACGAUCCAAAUGCAGACUCACCGGCACUUUCUGCCUCGCCGCCGCCAGCCCCACCACCACUGCCCCCGCCCGUUCGAAAUGGAUGUCAGCGGUGUCGGUUCUCGAUGGCUUCCGCUAACUCGACGUUAAAUCGAUCCCAUCCACAUCUUGCCAGCGGUACUGGUACGCUUGGGUCCGGCUCGGUUGGUAGCGGUACACUGCCACGCACACACCGCGGUACCACGAAUGGGGGAACACUUGAACGCAACCAUAUGGCCGCCAGCUCGGGCCAUCUGCAUACGGCGGGAGGUGUUACGGCAACGGCUGCGUCCGCCGGUACGGGGAACGGAACUUAUCCUGGAUACGAUCGAAAUCGGCUGCUCGAUGAGGAAGACUCGGCAUAUCCGGCCCUGCUGGAACGUGAGCUUCACUCCUUGCAUCGGAAUGUUCCUGCGCUACGCCGAGCCGGUGUCGAUACGACCGCAAUCCGACAGCACUUCUAUCCGGAUGGUGGCUGGGGUUGGAUUGUGUGCGGGGUCGCAUUCCUGGCCCACGUGCUGACCACCGGGUUCCAGCUGUCGUACGGUUUGCUGCUGCUGUACGCGAUACGCCAUCUGGGUCACGAGGUGAAUACCGAAGCAGGUUGGCUCGGUCCGGCCAGCUGGGCAAUGUCGCUGUUUUCGGCAACGAUAGUUGUGGCGCUUUGCCGUCGAAAAUCCACCCGUUUGACAGCAGUCCUCGGUGGGCUGGUGCUUGCGCUCGGCAUCCUGUUCACAUCGUUCGCCACCCAGCUGCAUCAGGUAGCGUUCAGCUAUGGCGUCAUCGUAGGCAUCGGGUCGGCCAUGGUACGGGAGUCGGCCGCCGUUAUGCUGGGCCAUUAUUUCAAACGGCGGAGACAAUUUGUCGAAAUGAUCACCAUGUCCGGUGAGGGUGUCGGUGUGGCGUUGUUUUCCGUCAUCCUCAAGGAGGGCGUCGGGAAAAUGGGCUGGCGCCUCGGGCUGCAAGCGGUCACAGGGCUCGUAUCGUUCAGCUUCUUCAUGGGAUUGCUGUACCGGCCGGCAUCACUCUAUCAUCCCCAGCGGCGUGCGAUACUACACUUGAAAAACCAAAGGAAAAAGGUGAAGGAAAAGAAAACUCACGUUCGCACACCGAAACCACCGUUCCUCGACUUUACGCCCCUAAAGUCCUCCUCGGUGCGGAUGCUGUCCAUAUCGGCCUCGGUGGCCGCACUAGGCAUCUAUUCGCCGAUAUUUUUCCUGUCCUUGCACGGGUUUAGCGAAGGGUACGAUAUGCAGGACUUGGUGCUGCUACAAACCUUUCUCGGACUGUCGAUAGCGUUAGGUAUAGUGUUUAGUGGAUCAUCGAUCAACAAGACGCUGGAAAUCUCCUUCCGGAAGGUCCAGAUAUCGCGUCAAUAUGUUUGUCAGGGCUGUGUUACGUUAGUGUCAGUAUCGUUGUUAGUAUUAUCGGCCGUGGCCGACUACCGGGGCCUCUGCUUCUCCGCAUGGGCGUACGGGCUCGGUCUCGGCGGCUACCGUUACACCUUGAAGAUGCUUGCGAUCGAACGAAUCCGCGGCAAGUACUUCUCCAAGGCGUGGGGUUUCAUCAAGGGAGCCGAGUCGCUGCCAGUGCUGUUCGGGGUGCCACUAUGCGCCUUUCUGAACGAUUCCUCGCACCGGUACGGCCGGGCAGGCUACUACAUAUGCGCGGCCAGUGCGGCCAUCUCGGCAAUUAUUCUGUUCUUCGUGGGAUAUCCGGACGGGCGUAACAUGAAGUAUUCAACCAAUGGUUCCAUCACAUCGCGCUGCACCGCACCAACCUCAUCGAGCGACUGUCAGCACAUCCUGGACCGUAGCUUUUCCUCCCAGCGCUACAACAACCCACAAUGGUACGGUACCAACACGCACGCGACCAACCUCUCGAACGGUUGUCACGGCUCCGGCACCUACCCCGGUGGGACGGGCCUACAGCGCUGCCUGUCCAAAAGUCAAUUCAUGAACGGUGGACUUAAUCUCUCGUCGGGUGGAAUUGGCCCUAAUGCGACGGCAACCACGACAUCGGCCGGCCCAGGUGGACGUCUGCUCGGCAACAGUCAAUCUCUUGAUAAUCCGACUAGCGGGCAGGCCGGCCCCGGGUUCAGCUACCACAGCCCGUUCUGUGGUCAGGGCGCGGGACAACCGCACGGUCGACUGCACAAGAGCCUAUCGUUCGCGUUCCAGACGCCAAUGUUCAGUGAUGAUCCGAUACAUCACACUUGCCAGCAGGCGUCGGGUUAUGCGGCCGAUUACCCACCACCGAGCAGGUGCUACUCAAGGUGUGAACUGCACAAUCCAUCCCUGACCGCACCGAUCACCGUCCAUCGGGACACACUCAACCGUCAGCACAGUUUUCGCGCCUCGAGCCGUGGUCAGACACCACGACACACGGUACACGCGAGCUCCCGUGGACAACAACCAUCAACACCGCACCAUCACCACCACCAAUCGUAUCACAAUCCCCACCAACAGUCACAACCGCAACAGCAGCAGCAGCAGCAGCACCAUCAACACCAUCACCAAUUGCCACCGUAUCCAGCGAACGGGUUGCAACAUCAUCCCUCCCGCAGUCGUAGUGUCCCGGAAGGGUUGGGUGGAGCGGGACGCAACGGGAUGGGAGCACCGCCGGGAGCGGGUGGCGACUGUCACUGGAAUCACUGCCACUGGACCACCGCGAACGGAGUCAACUUCUGCCGUCCGAAUCGACCGAUUCAGGUGGUCGAGCAGAUAACGACCUCCGUUUGACUAAAGUUUAAAAUACUCAAGUUCUUCCUGUGCAUCUCGCUGCACCUACUGGAGGGACUAUUCUCAUAGGCAAUAUGCAUGGGUGCGAAAUAGUUUUUAAAGCA